Messenger RNA from Sorghum bicolor (sorghum), 1710 nucleotides. RefSeq names its product putative Myb family transcription factor At1g14600. Lineage: Eukaryota; Viridiplantae; Streptophyta; Magnoliopsida; Poales; Poaceae. Gene Ontology annotation, molecular function: DNA-binding transcription factor activity; DNA binding. The transcript has 4 exons. The coding region runs from base 340 to 792 and encodes 150 amino acids. The record is from RefSeq and is a predicted model, not a curated record.
GUGUGCAUAUAUACAUAUAUGAGAUCACUUGUCAUCUCACACAACGCCUUGCCUAUAUAGGCACACAUAUAUUUAGUUAUUAGAUGGAUAGAUAGAUAGAUAGAUAGAUAGAUAGAAUGAUCCAUGACCUCACCUUUGUUUUGGAUUUCUCUCUAUCCUGCUACUUCUUUUGAGUGUUAGCUAGAUCGGUGACGGCCGGCAUGAUGCAAUAGCAACACAAAAGAUGUAACAAGAGCGAGCGCGAGCGAGUUGGACUUGGACCUCAGCUCGAUCACCCACCCAUCAACAUCUACUACUAAGCUACUAGCUUCUUGUUCAUCGUCCACCGGUCGCGCGCGCAUGGCGGGAGGUAGCAAAGGCUGCGAUGAGAGCUCUGCAGAUCAUCAGCUGCUGCUAUCCAGCGGCCAGGCCGGGGACGACGGGGAGGAUGAUGCUGGUGGCGCCGACGACGUGCCUCCCGCCGGUCGUCAUGACGGGAGCUCAAGCAAUAGCAGCACGGUGGAGCUGGAUGAAGCCGGCGGGGACAGCGGUAGGAAGGUCGCCGGCGCCUCGCCGUCCUCGGUGCGCCCCUACGUCCGCUCCAAGAACCCCCGCCUCCGCUGGACGCCGGAGCUCCACCUCUGCUUCCUCCGCGCCGUCGACAGGCUCGGCGGCCAAGACCGUGCAACUCCAAAGCUCGUUCUUCAAUUGAUGGACGUGAAAGGGCUGAGCAUAGGCCAUGUCAAGAGCCAUCUCCAAAUGUAUAGGAGCAAGAAGAUCGACGACUCGGACCAGGGCAAGACUAAUUCUUGAGCAACAUCUCGUUGUUUCAGUUCAUAGACACAUCAGUUAUCGCUCAUGUAUAUACAAUAACUACCCGGCCCAUGACAUGGUAAAUUAUACUACUCUUUUACAAUGAUAGGUGCUACUGGUUCAUGGAGAGAUCUUCAUCAUCAGUUGCAGGAUGGGGGACAAGCGUACAACCUCGGUCAUCUCUCCUUCCAUCACGGCCAGACUGGUGCUAGUACCAUAUUGUCAGCAAGGUUUGGUGCAUGGCCCCAUUGGAGCAAUUUUCAUGAUCCAUCAUAUUUGCUUCACAGUCACCAUCUUCUUGGAUCAAAACACUACUACUCAUCAACAGCUGAAGCCGAUGUAUUCCUUAGAAACCGAGCUCAGUAUACUGCUAGAGCUACUAGCAACACUCCAGCGUCUACUACUCUUCAGAGGUGUUUAAAUGAUCAAUUCAUGAAUCAUCAUCAACGACGACUGUCGCAAAAUGAGGAUAAUAUCCACCAUGAUCCCCUUGAUCUUGAACUCGCAUUGGAUAUUGGCCCAAGCCAAGACAAGAGAAUAAAGAGAUCAUCAGGUUGUAGCUGGAGAAGACAUCAAGAAGAGGAGAAUGUCGGGAAUCAAGAAGUCGAGAGUGCUACUGAUGAUACUCGGCUAUCUCUUUCUUUGUUCCCAUCUCCUCCUUAUGUGAGGACCAGUAGUGGUGGUCAUCAUAAAGUCCUAGGUCUCAAUAUGGAAAAAGGCACAGCGCAUCCGACAAGGACAAGUACUCUUGAUCUCACCAUAUGAUCUAGCUAGGUGCAGUGUGGUGAUAUCUUGUGGUACUUAUCCAUUUAUGUAGAGGAAGACACAUAUGAGUAUGAAAUAUCUUCAUAGGUAGAGCUAUUCAUUCUAUAUUAUACAUGCAUAUAUGAUCUUUUGAGUUUGGAUAUGUUUCUAAUA